Molecule: messenger RNA, 1230 nt
Organism: Nerophis lumbriciformis (worm pipefish)
Lineage: Eukaryota; Metazoa; Chordata; Actinopteri; Syngnathiformes; Syngnathidae
Source: RefSeq, a predicted model, not a curated record
AUGAACGGCCAGCUCGACCUAAGCGGAAAGUUGAUCAUCAAAGCCCAAUUGGGUGAUGACAUCAGACGCAUCCCCAUCCACAAUGAAGACAUCACUUACGACGAGCUGGUGCUCAUGAUGCAACGCGUCUUCAGGGGCAAACUGCAGAGCAACGAUGAGGUCACCAUUAAGUACAAAGACGAAGAUGAUGACCUCAUCACCAUCUUUGACAGCUCUGACCUCUCCUUCGCCAUCCAGUGCAGUAGAAUACUCAAGUUAACUUUGUUUGUUAACGGUCAACCCCGGCCAUUGGAGUCCAGUCAGGUGAAGUACCUGCGUAGGGAACUCAUUGAGCUGAGGAAUAAAGUCAACACCCUACUAGAUAACUUUGAGCCCCCCGUGGAGCCCGGCAUGGCUGCAACGGCACCAGAAAACGAAACAGUUGACGGACGCGAAGGCAAGGUGGUGACGACAGAUGCUGCUGCGAAGCAUGUGACCCCAGUCAGCGCGGCCAGUAUGUCCGCCUUUGACCCGUUAAAGAACCAAGAUGAAGUCAACAAGAAUGUCAUCUCUUCUUUUGGUCUGAGCGAGGACCAGGCCCCAGCUCCGCCAGCAACAGCCCCAGAGGAGCGCUCAGGGACGCCUGAUAGCAUUGCUUCCGCCUCUUCCGCAGCCCCUCAGCCAGGAUUGCCUCCCCAAGCGCAGGCUCCCUUUUCUGGAGUGCAGCAGGGACCCCAAUCAGGUAUAGAUGGUCAGGUGUAUCAGCAGUACCAGGCCCCAGCUGGAUACCCUCAACAGCAGCCAGGUGCACCACCUCAACAGUAUGGAAUGCAGUAUCCUGCUGGGUACAGCCCCCAGCCGGGAGCCCCCCAACCUGGUCCGCCGCAGCCUCAACAGCAGCAGUUCCAGAACUACGCACCUCCUUCCUCCCAAGCCCCAGCCCCGGGUCCGCCGGCCCCGUCCCCUAGCUUCCAAGGUGGCCAGCAGCAGCCUCAUCCUCCUCCUCCUCAGGGACCCCAGCAGUACCCACCAGGAGCCUUUCCUCCCCAAAACUAUACCUCCCAGGCAUCGCAGCCUGCCAACUACAGCAUGCCCCCCACCUCCCAGCCUGCUGGGUACCAACCUCGCCCAGGAUACACCCCACCUCCAGGCAGCACGGUCACCCCUCCGCCCGGGGCUGCUAACCCAUAUGCCCGCAACCGGCCCCCUUACGGUCAGGGCUAUGCUCAACCGGGGCCUGGGUACCGGUAA